AGAGAUUAAACGCAUCGAUUUCCAGAAUGAUACUGGACAUCCGGAGCAUCCGAGGAGUAGGCUAAAAAUCAAGAUGACGGCAAGUCUGCGGACUUGUUUAAGGGCAUCCUGAAUUUUACAAGUGAUAACAUUAUUCCAGAAAGAUUUUGUCGUCGCGAGCAAUUCGAUUCGCGUUCUUGCAGUCUCGUCUAAUUAUUGACGGCUGGUAGUAAACUGUAGGAGGUGAAAAGAUACUUACUCGACGCCACGGCAGAACGACAUUUCGCGUCCCCGCAAUUUUCGGACGUGACGAUCGGCACGCACGACAAUCUGAAUCGCCGCGACGGCAUGGGUGCUUUCGCGAAAAUCGCGUCGAUGAUGAUUAUGACGGUGACGGAAUAGUCGGAGUGAUAUCAUCGAUAGGUGGCUUUUUGACUUUGAAGGUUACUAAUUGGCAAAUUGUUUCAUCGGUUUAACAGGCGUGAACGAUCUGUGUUGUGCACCCUACUUAUCAACAUCUUGAGAAGAAGCUAAGCAUGGCUUCGGCAAUACUGCAGAAAGCCAUAGAUCUCGUGACAAAGGCUACAGAGGAAGAUCGUAAUAAGAACUAUGAGGAAGCUCUCAGGUUGUACGAGCAUGGCGUUGAAUAUUUUUUGCAUUCAAUCAAAUAUGAGACGCAUGGAGACAAGGUGAAGGAAAGCAUAAGAGCAAAGUGUAUGCAGUAUUUAGAGAGAGCAGAAAAAUUAAAGGAAUAUUUGAAGAAAAACAAGAAAAAGCCAGUUAAGGCUGGAGCAGAUAAUUCUAAGACCGAGGAUAAAAAGAGCGACAGUGGUGACAGUGAUACUGAUAGUGAUCCUGAAAAAAAGAAAUUACAAAGCAAAUUGGAAGGUGUCAUAAUCAACGAAAACACAAACGUUAGGUGGAGCGACGUAAUUGGCCUUGAUGGAGCCAUAGAAGCUUUGAAAGAAGCCGUUAUUUUACCUAUGCAUUUUCCAUAUCUCUUUACUGGGAGACGCAUACCUUGGAAAGGUAUCUUGUUAUUCGGACCACCAGGGACUGGUAAAUCGUAUUUGGCAAAGGCAGUGGCGACGGAAGCAAAUCAAGCUACUUUUUUCUCUGCAUCAUCGUCAGAUUUAGUAAGCAAGUGGUUAGGAGAGUCAGAGAAGCUUGUAAAAAAUCUGUUCGAAUUAGCGCGGCAAAAGGAACGUAGCAUUAUAUUUAUUGAUGAAAUAGAUUCGCUUUGUUCAUCGCGUUCCGACAAUGAGUCAGAAUCGGCCAGGAGGAUAAAAACAGAAUUUUUAGUUCAAAUGCAAGGUGUAGGGAACAAUAAUGAGAAUAUACUUGUUCUGGGGGCGACCAACAUACCAUGGGUCUUGGACUCUGCAAUUAGACGAAGAUUCGAAAAAAGAAUUUAUAUUCCGUUGCCCGAGAAACAGGCGCGCGCUGCUAUGUUUAAGCUUCACCUGGGUAACACAUCACAUACUUUGACAGAGGAUGAUUUUAAGAAAUUGGCAGCUUCUACUGACGGUUAUUCGGGAGCCGAUAUAAGCAUCAUUGUACGGGACGCUCUAAUGCAGCCAAUUCGACAAGUACAAACGGCUACACACUUCAAACGUGUUAAAGGACCGUCGCCGAGAGAUCCUUCCGUUAUCGUUGAUGAUUUACUCACCCCAUGCUCUCCUGGUGAUCCAGCUGCCAUAGAGAUGAAUUGGAUGGAAGUAGAUGGGGAAAAAUUGUUCGAGCCAUCAGUUACCAUGAAAGAUAUGUUGAAAUCGUUAGCAACGACCCGUCCUACAGUUAAUGAAGAAGAUUUGACAAAGUUAGAGAAAUUUAAGGAAGAUUUUGGUCAAGAAGGUUGAGAGACUUUAUAUUCUCUCAUAAUUAAACAAAUUUAUAAUUCAACAAAUAUGUUUAGUUAUACAUGCUUGCCUUAUUCCUCUUACGAUAACACGCUUGAUAAUAUCUGUAUAAAUAUGUUAUAUUUGGAAACGAGCUUUUUUUUCCUUCGUCUCCUUGUUUAGAUCUCUUGUUUUUUUUAAAAAACGCAACAGCGGAUGCAAUCUUGUAAGCUUAUUGCUUAUUUACUUAGUGAACAAAAAUGAAACAUAACUUAUGAAAUAAACUAUAUAUUUUGAGAUAAAAAAAUUCUUAGACUUCUAUCAGUCAGAUAAGAGGUAGAUUAUUUUUUAUCGUAAAGUGUAAACUAGGAAAAAUAUUGGUGAUACAUUAUUUAUGAGGUAUAUGGCAAACUCUGUGUUUAAAAUAUUACUAUGUAAUCACUAUGAUAAGUACCUAACAAAUUAAUUGUUAAUCAUAGAUUUUAUAUAGUUACUUCCUAAUCACACCUUUAAUUAUAAUUUUAAACACUUGUGUAUUCUGUUGCUCGAUUAUCUCGAUUCGAGUGGACUUGACGCGAAAUCGUUUUGCGGAGUCGGAAUCGAAUCGUGGCCUAAUUAAAAACAAUUCACCUAACCGAAAUUGACUCCGGUCUAAUGGAGUAUUAAGUAUGUAACAUACAUAUUACUGAUAUACUCAGACUACUGUUUUCAUGUAAAUUGUUUUUAUUGUUAACUAAAUAAAUAACAAGCUGUAUAC
Molecule: messenger RNA, 2574 nt
Organism: Monomorium pharaonis (pharaoh ant)
Lineage: Eukaryota; Metazoa; Arthropoda; Insecta; Hymenoptera; Formicidae
Gene: Vps4
Product: vacuolar protein sorting-associated protein 4A
Exons: 7
Coding region: 516-1838 (440 amino acids)
Biological process (GO): endosomal transport; vacuole organization
Molecular function (GO): ATP hydrolysis activity; ATP binding
Source: RefSeq, a predicted model, not a curated record